AUGUCACUACAGUGCAGAUGUAGAAAUGAUCAGAAGCUCGGGGCGAUCGUUGGGGCGCGCAGGGAGUGCGGGCCGGGUGGUGCAGCGGGGGUGCGCGCGCAGCGGGAGAGGGGGGGGGAGGGUGCGCCGCGCCAGUGCCCCGGGCUCGCCGCGCCGCGUGGACGUGUUGCGGAGCGCGGCGCCGUCCCGCGCGAAUGUCGCGCGCCCUGUGAAGUGAAACGCGAGCAUGCAACGUCCCCGCAGUGA
This is a messenger RNA of Parnassius apollo (apollo), 246 nucleotides long. NCBI's taxonomy places the organism in Eukaryota, Metazoa, Arthropoda, Insecta, Lepidoptera, Papilionidae. The record is from the annotation of a GenBank genome assembly.